Messenger RNA from Poeciliopsis prolifica (blackstripe livebearer), 4155 nucleotides. Its product is annotated as kinesin heavy chain-like. Gene Ontology annotation, biological process: microtubule-based movement. The record is from RefSeq and is a predicted model, not a curated record. Gene Ontology annotation, molecular function: microtubule binding; ATP binding; microtubule motor activity. Lineage: Eukaryota; Metazoa; Chordata; Actinopteri; Cyprinodontiformes; Poeciliidae.
UCUUCCUCCCUACUCCUCCUCUCUGCCGCUUCCUCCUCCUGUUGGGACUCCGAUCGGCUGCAGAGCAGCAGGAGGCGCCGCGCACACCGAGCUGCGAGCUCUGCAUCGGGACGCAGCGCUGCGGCUCGUCCCGCCUGGACAUGGCGCAGAUAAGGAAACUCGGCGCUGCUGAGCUCAACUCUAAACUUCAUGGAAUCAUCUAAUGACUCCAACCUUUCAUAAUUUGAGACUGCUCUCCUGUCAGGCUUUUGUUUUCGUUUUGAACGGCCGCUGCAGCAGCAGCCAUGGUGGAUGCAGCAGAGUGGGUGAAGGUGAUGUGCCGCUUCAGGCCCCUGAACGAGGCCGAAAUCACAAGAGGAGACAAAUACAUCCCCAAGUUUAAGGAGGACGACACCGUGGUGAUAACCGGCAAGCCGUACGUGUUCGACCGCGUUCUGCCGCCAAACACAACACAGGAGCAAGUUUAUGAGCAGUGUGCCAAACAGAUCGUCAAAGAUGUACUGGGUGGAUACAACGGGACGAUCUUCGCUUACGGACAGACAUCUUCUGGAAAGACCCACACCAUGGAGGGCAAACUGCACGACCCGCAGCUGAUGGGAAUCAUCCCUCGCAUCGCGCAGGACAUCUUCGACCACAUCUACUCCAUGGACGAGAACCUGGAGUUUCACAUCAAGGUUUCUUAUUUUGAAAUCUACCUGGAUAAAAUCAGAGACCUGCUGGACGUGUCGAAGACGAACCUCGCUGUGCAUGAAGACAAGAACAGGGUGCCCUAUGUGAAGGGCUGCACUGAGCGCUUUGUGUCCAGUCCUGAGGAAGUGAUGGACGUCAUCGACGAGGGAAAGGCCAAUCGGCACGUGGCAGUGACAAACAUGAAUGAGCACAGCUCUCGCAGCCACAGCAUCUUUCUGAUCAACAUCAAGCAGGAAAACGUGGAAACGGAGAAACUGUCAGGGAAGCUUUACCUGGUGGAUCUGGCCGGCAGCGAGAAGGUCAGCAAGACCGGAGCAGAGGGGGCGGUGCUGGACGAGGCAAAAAACAUCAACAAAUCUCUGUCGGCGUUGGGGAACGUCAUCUCGGCUCUGGCUGAGGGAACGAAAACCCACGUGCCGUACAGAGACAGCAAGAUGACCCGGAUCCUGCAGGACUCCCUGGGAGGAAACUGCCGCACCACCAUCAUCAUCUGCUGGCCGUCCGUCUACAACGAGGCCGAGACCAAGUCCACGCUCAUGUUUGGACAGAGGGCGAAGACCAUCAAGAACACGGUGUGUGUGAACCUGGAGCUGACCGCAGAGGAGUGGAAGAAGAAAUAUGAGAAGGAGAAAGAGAAGAACAAGAGCCUGAAGAGCGCCAUCCAGAGGCUGGAGGCUGAACUGAACCGCUGGAGGAACGGGGAGAACGUUCCUGAGGAGGAGCGUCUGAGCUCCAAAGACCAGAGGAGCAUCGAGCAAUACGACAACACUCCCAUCAUCGACAAUCUGCCACCAGGAGGGGGCGACGUCUCCAACGAAGAGAGGAAAACGUUUGAGGAGGACAUCAGGAACCUGUACAAGCAGCUUGAUGACAAGGACGAUGAGAUCAACCAACACAGCCAACUGGCUGAGAAGCUUAAAGAGCAAAUGUUGGACCAAGAAGAGCUGCUGGCAUCUACACGGCGGGAUUAUGAGAAGAUCCAGGAGGAGCUGUGCCGGCUCCAGACGGAGAACGAUCUGGCCAAGGAGGAGGUGAAGGAGGUGCUGCAGGCACUGGAGGAGCUGGCCGUCAACUACGACCAGAAGAGCCAGGAGGUGGAGGAGCGCGAGGCGGCCAACCAGCAGCUGAUGGAGGAGCUGCAGCAGAAAACCGCUCUGCUGUCGAUGGUGCAGCGGGAGCUGAGUCAGCUGGAGGAGCUGAAUGGCCUGCAGAGGAAGAGAGCCGCCGAGGUGCUCAACCUGCUGCUGCGAGACCUGAGCGACAUCGGCGCCAUCAUUGGCACUGGCGACGCCAAGGCCGCCUCGAAUGCGGACGCGAAGGGGAACGGCUCGGCGGUGGAGGAGGAGUUCACCGUCGCUCGCCUCUACAUCAGCAAGAUGAAGGAGGUCAAGUCUCUGGUGAACCGCAGCAAGCAGCUGGAGAGCGCGCAGGCCGACGCCCACUGCAAGAUCCAGGCCAACGAGAAGGAGCUGGCGUCCUGUCAGCUGCUCAUCUCACAGCACCAGGCCAAGAUCAAGUCUCUGACCGACUACAUGCAGAACAUGGAGCAGAAGAAGAGGCAGCUGGAGGAGAGUCAGGACGCGCUGACCGAGGAGAUCGCCAAGCUGCAGGCGCACGAGAAACGACAUGAUGUGUCAAAGGAGGACCUCAACGGGUUGGAUGGAGACGAGGACGUGAAGCUCCAGAAAAGCGUGGAGGAGCAUCUGGAGAGCCACAGGGAGGCUCAUCAGAAGCAGCUCAGCCGCCUGCGGGACGAGAUCGAAGACAAGCAGAGGAUGCUGGACGAGCUGACAGAUCUAAACCAGGGUUUGUUACUGGAGCAGGAGAGACUCGCGUCUGACUAUGAGAAACUGAAGGCUGAGGACCAGGAGAAGGAGUCAAAGCUGCAGAACCUCAUUCUGUUGAAUGAACACAGAGAGCAGGCCAGAGACGACCUGAAGGGGCUGGAGGAGACGGUGGCCAAAGAACUGCAGACUUUGCACAACCUACGCAAACUGUUUGUUCAGGAUCUCACAGCUCGAGUUAAGAAGAGUGCAGAACUGGACUGUGAGGAGGGUCUUGGGAACGUCGCUCAGAAACAAAAAAUCUCUUUCUUGGAAAACAAUUUGGACCAACUCACCAAGGUCCACAAGCAGCUGGUGCGAGACAACGCAGACCUUCGCUGUGAGCUGCCCAAGUUGGAGAAGCGUCUGGCCACAGCAGAGCGAGUCAAAGCUCUGGAGAACGCCCUGAAGGAGGCUAAGGAGAACGCCAUGAGGGACCGCAAGCGCUACCAGAAAGAGGUGGACCGCAUCAAAGAGGCUGUCCGAGCCAAGAACAUGGCCAGGAGGGGCUAUUCUGCUCAGAUCGCGAAGCCCAUCAGGCCGGGCCACCAUCCAGUAUCAUCUCCCAUCAUCAGCACCACCAGAACUGGAGGAAUCUACACUCACAACUGAAACAUUAACAGCAAGUAAACCUAUUGUAUCACUUUGCCGCAUGUUGACAACCAAUCUCACCUGGAUUCACAAGCCACGCCCCUUUCCUUGGAGCACCAAUGGGAGGCUUUCAAGACACAAAGAAUGUCUGACGUUUUCCGUGAUCCAACACCAGAUUCUUCACACGCAGUGAUUAGUGUAGGAAGACAUAUUUGAAAUUAUGCAACAAAGUUAUUUUUAAAGUCAAAAUAAACCUGCUCCAUGUUUUUCUAAGAAUAUUUUGCUGUUUAAACCAGAAUGCAGAACUGAUAUUUCAGGCCAAAUAAAUGUAAUUUGAGUUGUUCUACAUUAAACCCACAGUCAGUUUCUUAAUCUGUGGCAAAUACCAUCUGGGACCUGAUUGUUAUCCUGACCAUAGGGGUCCAAUUUGAAGUGCUAUUAUUUAUUAUUUACCAUUUUGUGAAAUAUGCAUUUUCAUGUCAGUCAGGUAAUUAUAAACCCUGUAUUGUUAAUUAGUACAUCAUACAUAUAGCAUAUAUGAUGCAGUUUUUUCCUAUUUCUUUCUUUAAUGACACACUUCCACCCCUCCUAGAUGAAUUAGAUGAAUCAGUUCAUUUCUACAGCAGGUAGAGAAAAGAGAGAACCAGCAGGACACUGACCAUCCAAUCAGAUGUUCUCCUGACUGAAAGUGGGAUAAUAUCUCUUCUCUGCGGUAGGUUGGGUUUUUAAAGCUCUUCUUAACCUCUUAAAAUAUCCUGAUUAAACAAAUGAAUCAAAUCUACUUUAGAAUAUUUUAUCUCCAAGUUUCUGAAAACAUGAUCAAUGGCACUUUGAUCAGAAAAACAACAUAUUUCUGUCCAUGAAUGUACAAAAACAACAACCAAAUAACAAAUGUAAUAGCAUGGAUGAGAGCUUGUAACAAAGUCACAAAACAAAAGAUUUGCCUCAUUGUUCUAAUGGAUGUUAUUGGUUUAAUUAACUGACUCCUUUAUUUUCCUGACAGAUGUAUAAUUUGUCUGAAUAAACCUGCAAAUAAACAUAUUUAACGUCA